Eucalyptus grandis is the source of this 2340-nucleotide messenger RNA. RefSeq names its product MACPF domain-containing protein At1g14780. Gene Ontology annotation, biological process: plant-type hypersensitive response; regulation of salicylic acid mediated signaling pathway. NCBI's taxonomy places the organism in Eukaryota, Viridiplantae, Streptophyta, Magnoliopsida, Myrtales, Myrtaceae. Bases 244 to 2040 code for a protein of 598 amino acids. The record is from RefSeq and is a predicted model, not a curated record. The transcript is spliced from 7 exons. Gene Ontology annotation, cellular component: plasma membrane.
CUCUCUCUCUCUCUCUUCAAAUUCUGCUUAUUUAUUAAAGCGCAAGUCAAAACGUGCCCAACCCUGAAAAUUUCUCCGCAAAGGCCCCCUCUCUCUUCCUUCCUUCCUCCUCAUAUACACAUCAGUAUCUCUCUCGGCCCACCAAUCAUCAUCAUCGACCAACUACUUGUAAUCCAUAUACAGAGAGCAGAAGACAGAGAGAGAGAGAGAGAGAGAGAGAGAGAGAGAGAGAGAGAGAGAGUUAUGAGUAAUGAAAUAGUAGAGGGUGCCGUGGCCAGCCUCGGCAGAGGCUUCGACUUGACCUCUGAUUUCAGGCUCAAGUUCUGCAAGGGCGGAAAGAGGUUAGUCCAGCUCAAUGAAACAGAGAAGAGGACGCUGGUGAUCCCCGGCUUCGGACCUGUACACAACGUCCCCGGUGACAUACGAUGCGACAAGGGCGAUCGGUGCCGGUACCAAUCCGACAUCCUCGAAUUCAGCAAGAUGUCGGAAUGGUUCAACCAGAAAUCGGCGGUACUGGGGAAGAUCCCCUCUGGUCUGUUCAACUCGAUGUUCGAGUUCCAAAGCAACUGCUGGGCACACGACGCAGCGAAUAUCAGGUACUUGGGCCUCGACGGCUACUUCAUCGUGCUGUUCAACCUCCACAUUGACCGGUACCCGCUCGUCCUCGCCGACGAGGUCCUCCAGGCGGUUCCGGCAGCCUGGGACCCCUCGGCUCUCGCGAGAUUUGUAGAGAAAUAUGGGACCCACGUGAUCGUGGGGCUGGGGGUGGGAGGCCAAGACGUGGUGGUGGUGAGGCAAGACAGAUCGUCCAACUUGGAGCCGUCGGAUCUGAAGAAGCACUUGGACGACCUGGGCGACCAGCUCUUCACCGGGGCUUGCGCCUUGGCUCCUCUUCACUCCAGGACCAAGGAGUCUAAACACCACAAGACACCGCAGGCCUUCAAUCUGUUCGAUUUGCAGCCGAUCGCCUUCAACGACUUGCCCACCUGCAACUCCAAAGAUGGAAUCACGGUGAUUAGCUCGAAGAGAGGAGGGGACACAAAGGCCGAGAGCCACUGCGAAUGGCUCUUGACCGUGCCGUCGAUGCCGGAAGCCAUCCACUUCAGCUUCAUCCCCAUCACUUCUCUCCUCAAAGGCGUCCCCGGCAGCGGCUUCUUGUCCCACGCCAUCAACCUCUACCUCCGCUAUAAGCCUCCGCUACGUGAUCUGCAGUCCUUCCUGGAGUUCCAAACCCACAAGCUUUGGGCUCCCAUGCACAACGACCAACCUCUCGGUCCGACCACGAAUAGAGCCACUUCAUCGCCUUCCCUCAGCUUCGGCUUGAUGGGACCAAAGCUGCAAGUCAACUCUUCCCAGGUUGUAGUAGGGAAGAGGCCGGUCACGGGGAUGCGGUUCUUCCUUGAGGGGAUGAAAUGCAACAAGCUAGCCCUGCACCUCCAACACCUCUCCAACACCCCAUCCAUGCUAGAGAGUUUGGUAGAUGAUACGCCGAUAUGGCGAGGAUCGGAGGAAGUUGCUGUCAGCGACGCCUACUUUGAAGGCAUCCAAGGGAAGAAGUUCUCUCACGUAUGCGUUGCCCAUAUUGAAUAUUUGCCGCCCCCUCCGAAGGACGUUGCCUACAUCGUGACAGGUGCCCAACUUCACGUGAAGAAGCACGACUCAAAAAACGUUCUCCAUCUCCGGCUCCGUUUCUCCAAGGUCUCGCGCUCGUUCCUAGCGUCUCCUACCUGGGACCGUGGGUCCGAACACUCCCAAAAGUCAGGGUUGCUUUCGGCAAUUAGCACGUCUCUCGGGGGAAAUAGCGCUGCCAAAGAGAAAAGUCCGGCAAUACAUAUGGACUCCAGCGUGUACCCGACAGGGCCGCCCGUGCCAGUGCAAACACAGAAGCUUCUGAAAUUCGUGGAUACAUCGCAACGUUGUAAGGGGCCUCAAGAUAGUCCGGGGCAUUGGCUAGUGACCGGAGCUAAGUUGGAUUUGGAGAAGGGGAAGAUUUGCGUGCAUGUCAAGUUCUCCUUGUUGUACCUAAUUACUGGAAUUUGAAGAACAACAAAAGGAUCGAGAUUGAAGUUUUUUGAGUCUAUUACGGAAAUAUACUAAAGGAGUAGAGAAAAGCAGCUCUCUUUGAUGCCGCAAUGGCCACAUUCAAAGUGGAAUGAAGGAUGGUCGAUGCAGUCAUCAAUCAUGCCAUGUCUGUCAUGAAGGGAAUGCUUCGGAACAUGGUGAGAUGAUACGAGAUCGAUGAUGUAAAUGUGAAGUGCGUGAUUCAUAUUUCUUUCAUUUGUUUUUGCCCUUAGUUGAUGAUGAAGAUGUUAAUAUGUAUAUAUGAACAGAAAUAGUUGG